CACCUUGAGGUUGCAGUUGCUGAAGCCGGUACAGGAGAGACGACUUUCUGCGGGAACGGUUGAGUCUCCUGUGCCUGGUGGAGGUUAAGAAUCAACGGAGCCAUGUCUCGCCAACACAGUGAAGCCGGAACAGCUUUCAUUCAGACCCAGCAACUGCAUGCUGCCAUGGCAGACACUUUUCUGGAACAUAUGUGUCGCCUGGACAUCGACUCUGAACCCAUCACGGCCCGCAACACUGGCAUCAUUUGCACCAUUGGCCCGGCCUCCCGCUCAGUGGAAAUGCUGAAAGAAAUGAUUAAAUCUGGAAUGAACGUGGCUCGUCUGAACUUUUCUCAUGGGACUCAUGAGUACCACGCAGACACAAUCAAGAAUGUGCGUGAAGCCACGGAGAGCUUUGCUAAUGACCCAAUCCUCUACAGGCCGGUGGCUGUGGCACUGGACACUAAGGGACCCGAGAUCCGUACUGGACUUAUCAAGGGAAGUGGCACUGCAGAAGUAGAGCUGAAGAAGGGUGCCACCCUCAAAAUCACCCUCGACAAUGCGUACAUGGAGAAGUGUGAUGAGAAUGUACUUUGGCUGGACUACAAGAAUAUCUGCAAGGUGGUGGAUAUUGGCAGCAAAAUCUACGUAGAUGAUGGCCUGAUUUCCCUGCAGGUUAAAGAGAAAGGUGCUGACUUCCUCAUCACUGAAGUGGAGAAUGGCGGCAGUUUGGGCAGCAAGAAGGGUGUGAACCUUCCUGGGGCCGCAGUGGACCUGCCUGCCGUCUCCCAGAAGGACAUCCAGGACCUGAAAUUCGGCGUGGAGCAGGAUGUGGACAUGGUGUUUGCUUCCUUCAUCCGGAAGGCAGCUGAUGUCCAUGAAGUCAGGAAGGUCCUGGGGGAGAAGGGCAAGAACAUCAAGAUCAUCAGCAAGAUUGAGAACCAUGAGGGAGUCCGCAGGUUUGAUGAGAUUUUGGAAGCUAGCGAUGGCAUCAUGGUGGCUCGGGGUGACCUGGGCAUUGAGAUCCCUGCAGAAAAAGUCUUCCUGGCCCAGAAGAUGAUGAUUGGAAGAUGUAACCGGGCUGGAAAACCUGUUAUCUGUGCCACCCAGAUGUUGGAGAGCAUGAUCAAGAAGCCCCGCCCAACCCGAGCUGAAGGCAGCGAUGUGGCCAAUGCGGUCUUGGAUGGAGCAGACUGCAUCAUGCUCUCUGGGGAGACUGCCAAGGGAGACUAUCCCUUGGAGGCCGUCCGCAUGCAACAUGCCAUCGCCCGGGAGGCAGAAGCCGCCAUCUAUCACUUGCAGUUGUUUGAGGAGCUCCGUCGCCUGGCCCCCAUAACCAGCGAUCCCACCGAGGCCACGGCCGUGGGUGCCGUAGAGGCUUCCUUCAAGUGCUGCAGCGGGGCAAUUAUCGUACUCACCAAGUCUGGAAGGUCUGCUCACCAGGUGGCCAGAUACCGCCCCCGGGCUCCCAUCAUCGCCGUGACCCGUAACGGGCAGACGGCCCGCCAGGCCCACCUGUACCGCGGCAUCUUCCCCGUGCUGUGCAAAGAACCCGUUCACGACGCCUGGGCAGAGGAUGUGGACCUCCGGGUGAAUCUGGCCAUGAAUGUUGGCAAAGCUCGUGGAUUCUUCAAAAAGGGUGACAUCGUGAUAGUCCUCACUGGGUGGCGUCCUGGGUCGGGCUUCACCAACACCAUGCGUGUGGUGCCAGUUCCGUGAACACGGACUCAGAUCCACAGCUCCUGGCACGCCCUACUUCUCCCCCCAGUUCAUCCUUCCCCCCCCCCACUCCCUUCAUCUACUUCUAGCCCCUUCCUCCCAUUAGGCCAGUGACUGCUUGCAGUGUUUUUCCUUCGUGGCUGUAGGUGGCUCCAGGCUGCUAGCGCAGCAGGGAAGUGCUACAGCAUCAGGAAAGCAAGGUUAAAUUCUCUCCCAGAAGAAACGUUAAACUUUAUAGGCUGAAUGCUUUCCUCCUGUCCCACUUCCUUGGUCCCCUCCUCCUCUGAGCCCUUGGUGAAUGUUGGAGGCAAACUGGGAAACUCCGGCCUGGUGUUGAAACUAGUGCUGCUGAGCUUGUUGGCUGAGUAUUACUGGACAUGAGCGCUGUGCCGUCACGACACUCUCCGCGGGAACAACAUUUGUUGACAGUUCUGGUCUUACCUGUUUCAGCACAGCACCCUUCCUUAGGGCUGCCGGAGAACAGCUUCAUGCUCAUUAGCUCAUCGUGGUGUCUGACCUCUUCUCCCCAUUGCCAUUUCCAAACAAAGCCCAAGCCCCAGGCUGGGCUCCUUCUCUGGUUUAGGGAUGCAUCCAUCACCUGGUCUACCAGCUAACUAGGCAGCGGGCCAGCUACCUGAAUUAAGUCUCCCUGUGUCCUCCCUGUUGCUUCACCAGGUGGGCCCAGUCCGUACACUCCUGAACUUAAAACAGAGUGGGAAACCGUCGGCUUUAGAAAGGCACCAGUGGCGACAAAUGAGAUGGGUACCCACGGGACUUAGUAUCGGAUGGCAGAAGCUCGAGCCAGUUGUGCCAGCCAGCAAGUUCUACUGGUACUGAUCUGAAUAGACGCACAUCAGGGCGGGUGUUUGGCCCAGCCUUUAGAUACUCCAGGGAAACCACUCUUGGUUCCUUCUUCUGAGUCACUUUUCGAGGGCGGGAGGAGGGGGAGACAGCCCCCCCAGGAGAGCCAGAACAAUGUGCUCUAGCUUCACCGUAUUUUCCCGUAGCACUGCCCGUUUCCAAGCCGCUGUCUAGAUCUCUGUGCGCUCCUACCAGCCAUACUGUCCGUACGUCUGUCCGUGUCAGUCGAGUAGCCACAUUUCCUGACCACUCCUGUUGUAAUUCUGGACAAAAUGUGUUGUUCCUCACGUUCCGGGCUGUAAAACUCAACUGUGUCCGUCAAUAAAGGAAAGCUGAAGCACC
This is a messenger RNA of Tachyglossus aculeatus (Australian echidna), 2901 nucleotides long. It is a transcript of the gene PKM, whose product is annotated as pyruvate kinase M1/2. The coding region runs from base 103 to 1698 and encodes 531 amino acids. The transcript has 11 exons. Gene Ontology annotation, biological process: glycolytic process; cellular response to insulin stimulus. Gene Ontology annotation, molecular function: magnesium ion binding; potassium ion binding; pyruvate kinase activity. Gene Ontology annotation, cellular component: cytoplasm. The record is from RefSeq and is a predicted model, not a curated record. Lineage: Eukaryota; Metazoa; Chordata; Mammalia; Monotremata; Tachyglossidae.